AUCAUCAGGUGACAUUCACGAAUUUAUAAAUUGAAAAAAAAAAAUUUCCAUCAACUAGAAAAAUGACUUGAAAACGGAAGAAAAAAAAUUUCAUUCAACCACUACUAACGCUAACUAUUAAAUACUGAAAAUCAAAUUUAACAACAACGAGGAUAGGCAACAACAACAAAAAAAUGCGAAAUCGAAGCAAUUCUACCGUGCGUCUUGAUUAUUAUCAACGUCUUGUGUAUAAAACUAUUCUUAUUCAUCAGAAUCCAGUUACCGGAUUACUGCCAACAGCAACUAGUCAUCCAUCAUGUUUGAAUCAUGCAUGGGUUCGUGAUAAUCUUUAUUCAAUAAUGGCUGUAUGGGCAUUAUCAAUGGCAUAUAAAAAGAAUGCCGAUUUUGAUGAAGAUCGCGCAAAAACCUAUGAAUUAGAACAAAGUUGUGUGAAAAUGAUGCGUGGCUUACUUGUUGCAAUGCUACCAAAAGAUAAAGUUGAAUCAUUCAAAGAAUCACAAUCAACAUCGGAUGCUCUGCAUGCAAAAUUCUCUGCAUCCACUAUGUUACCAGUGGUUGGUGAUCAUGAAUGGGGUCAUCUACAAUUAGAUGCUACAUCACUUUUCUUGCUGAUUCUUGCGCAAAUGACUGCAUCCGGUUUGCAGAUUAUUUUCACAUUAGAUGAAGUUGCAUUCAUACAGAAUCUUGUUUUCUAUAUUGAAUCAGCAUAUUGUAUACCAGAUUAUGGUAUUUGGGAACGUGGUGAUAAAACAAAUCAUGGCCUGCCAGAAUUGAAUGCCAGUUCCAUUGGCAUGGCAAAAGCAGCAUUAGAAGCUAUGAAUGAAUUGGAUCUUUUCGGUGGUAAGGGUGGUCCAUCGUCUGUGAUACAUGUAUUACCGGAUGAAAUACAAAAAUGUCACGCUGUUCUUGAAUCAAUGUUACCACGAGAAUCGAAUUCUAAAGAAGUGGAUGCCUCAUUAUUGUCAAUCAUAAGUUUUCCUGCAUUUGCAGUGGAAAAUCCACGAUUAAUUCAACGUACACGCGAUGAAAUUAUCGAAAAACUUGGUGGACGUUAUGGUUGUAAACGUUUCUUACGUGAUGGCCAUAAAACUGCGAUUGAAGACCCAAAUCGUCUCUAUUAUGAACCAUCCGAAUUGAAAGCAUUCGAAAACAUUGAAUGUGAAUGGCCAUUAUUUUUCUGUUAUCUUGUAAUUGAUGGUGUAUUUUCCGAUGAUCAUCAAAUGGUUACAGAAUAUUCUGAUCGUUUAGAAUCAUUAUUAGUCGAAGUGGAUGAUAUGUCACUUGUACCAGAAAUGUAUGCUGUACCAAGUCAUCUAGUCGAAGCGGAAUAUCGUCAACCACAUUCCCAGGAUCGUCUAGUAGCAGGUGGUUGUCCAUUUAUGUGGAGUCAAUCAUUAUAUAUUGUUGGUAAAUUACUGCAAGAAGGUUUUAUUGCACCAAGUGAAUUGGAUCCAUUGAAUAGGCGAUUCUCAAUGUGGAAAAAACCAGAUAUCGUCGUACAGAUUGUUGUAUUGGCUGAAGAUGAAAAAGUCCAAGAAUGUAUGGCACAAUAUGAUAUUCAUGUACAAACCAUCAAUGAAGUUGCGCCUAUUGAAGUACAAACAGCUGAAACAUUAGGACAUUUAUAUUCAUACCUGGGUAAGAAUGAAAAACUUGGUCUUUCUGGUCGUUGUUCACGUGAAGUUGGAAUUCUUUCAACAAGUAAACUGUAUUCCUUAUUGGAUAAAGUUUUCGUUUUCACGCCGCAAGCAUUGGAUCGAUGGAAUUUCUACACAGUGAAUGAUGUUAAUCUAUUGGCCAGUAAUUUUCGUCAAAGUGUUUACAUGCUAAAAAGUAAUUGGCGUGAAUUAGGUCGUCCAACAUUGACGAUAAUAUUGUAUAGACAAUUCAUGGAAAAUGAUCGUCCACCACCAGCAAUUAUAUCGACAUUUAAAAAGAUUAAAAGUGGCUACCUAAAUGGUACUCGUGUUGUUUAUGGAAAUCUGGCCGAUUUUCUCAGUACUUCGUGUAUAACGAAUCUGAGUUUUUUAGCCAAUAUUGAACAAGGUGUACCAGAUCAAUCGAAUCCAAUGGUACGAUCAUUUCUAGAACGGCAGCUAAGUAAACCAUUCUCACCAUUAGUCAAACUGCGACGACAAUCAUCGGGUAAACGAAAAAUGAGUGUUCGUUCAAGAAAAUCGGCCAUUACCGGCAUUAUAAAACGUACGCGUUCAAUUCAAAUUGAUCAAUAUGAUCCAGAAUUACAAAAAUUACGCAACACAUACGAAGCACGUAGCCAAGAUUCGAAUGUAUCAUCAUCAUCACCACCACCACCACCAACAACAGCAACAACAACAACACAGAUGGAUGAAACAAUAUCUGAACCAUUCACAAAUGUUAUCCAAAAUAGUGGCAGCAUUGAAGAUAAUAAGCAAAAUGAUGAUGAAUCAAUGUUGGCGAUGUCGAUGGAUCAAUCUGGUUUAGAUCGAUCACAUUUAAAUAAAUUGAAUAAAUUGUCCGAUCUAACAAUAAAUGAACAUCUGACUGAUGAAGAAUUGAUGAAUAUGUAUAAAGAAUCCGAGAUUCUUGAAGAACAAGCUGAUAUUUUACAUUAUUUGUUUUAUAAUAAAAAUCUAGAUUGGAAAACCGGAAUCAUAUCGAAUAAUCAGAUAAUGACAUUACGUGAUCUAAUGAAAGAUGUUUAUGAAAAAGCAUGUACGGAUAAAAAAUGGGCAUUAGUACGGCAUUCAGCCGGAAUGCUCGGUAAACAAGGUGAAGAUUUAGCCAAAUCUGUUGCUGAUUUAAUUGUUAGACAAAAACAAAUAACGAUUGGUAUGCCACCACAUUAUGAACAUGCAAUUACAAGGCCAUUACCGAUAAAAGAGUUACGACAAAUUAUUGAUCAAGCACAUUGUCGUGAUCAAAGUACAGCAAUGUUGACACAUGAAUUAAUCAUUUAUCUAUCCAUGUUUAUACGUACGGAACCACAUUUAUUCGUGGAAAUGUUACGUCUACGGAUUGGAUUGAUUAUCCAGGUGAUGGCAUCAGAAUUGGCACGUGCAUUAAUGUGUGAUGGUGUUGAAGCAUCGGAACAUUUAUUGAAUUUAAGUCCAUAUGAAAUGAAAACACUUUUACAUCAUAUAAUCAGUGGAAAAGAAUUUACCAUUCGUAGUGCUCGAAGUGGUCGAAUAUCGAUUAUAAAUGAUCGAAUGUUAAGCCGUCGAAGUAUCAUAACGGAUGAUGGUGAUGAUUGUAUCGAUAAUAGUAAUAAUGCUGCUGCUGGUAGCAGUUCUGCCGCUGGUGAUCAACUUGGAUUCGAAUCUGAUCGUCAUGGUCAAUGGUUACGUCGUCGACGGCUAGAUGGUGCAUUGAAUCGUGUUCCGAUUGGAUUCUAUUCAAAAGUGUGGAAUUUAUUGGAAAAGUGUCAAGGAAUUGCUAUUGAAGGACGAAUAUUAAUGAAUCAAUUAACAAGAGAAAUGACGGCAGGUGAAUUGAAAUUUGCCUUACAAGCUGAACAAGUUUUAAAUUCUGUACCACAGCCUGAAUAUCGACAGUUAAUUGUUGAAGCAUUGAUGAUAUUGACAAUGUUGGUGGAAAAUAUGCCUGAUAUAAAUUUGGAAAAAGUUAUUAAUGUUGAACAAUUAGUACAACGGGCAAAUCAAAUAUUUCUCAAUGAUCAAGCUGAAUGUGGUGGUGAUGCCAUCCUGUGCUGUGCUGCAUCACGUAAUCAUAAUGGUGAUGAAAACAAUGGUGAACAAUCAAUGGGUUAUGAUUGUGCCGGUGCGGCACAAAUUUGUCAACAUUUUUAUGAUAAUGCACCAAGCGGUAAUUAUGGUACAAUGAUCUAUCUAAUACGUUCGACAAUUGAGUCAUUCGAAAAUUGUUUCGAUGUCAAUCAUGAUUCAUUGGAUUGUAAAAUUCAAUGAGAGAAAAUGAAAUCGAGAUUUUUGUUUUUGUUUUUGAGCAGUAACGAGAAAAAAAACCCUCCACUAUAGCCACAAUCUCAUUUCCUCUCUACUAAAGCCCGGAUUUUUUUUCUCUCUCCCGGUGAAAAGUAAAUAACCAUUGUAAAAAAAAUGUUAUAAAAAGCAGUUUUUUUUAGCCAUAUGCCGGCCCCGGUGUUCAUCAAUAAUAAGAUGAUGAUGAUGAUGA
Molecule: messenger RNA, 4131 nt
Organism: Dermatophagoides farinae (American house dust mite)
Lineage: Eukaryota; Metazoa; Arthropoda; Arachnida; Sarcoptiformes; Pyroglyphidae
Product: putative phosphorylase b kinase regulatory subunit alpha
Biological process (GO): glycogen metabolic process
Cellular component (GO): phosphorylase kinase complex
Molecular function (GO): calmodulin binding
Source: RefSeq, a predicted model, not a curated record